Messenger RNA from Silurus meridionalis, 2415 nucleotides. It is a transcript of the gene ngly1, whose product is annotated as N-glycanase 1. Gene Ontology annotation, molecular function: peptide-N4-(N-acetyl-beta-glucosaminyl)asparagine amidase activity. Gene Ontology annotation, cellular component: nucleus; cytosol; cytoplasm. Lineage: Eukaryota; Metazoa; Chordata; Actinopteri; Siluriformes; Siluridae. The record is from RefSeq and is a predicted model, not a curated record. Gene Ontology annotation, biological process: glycoprotein catabolic process; protein deglycosylation; protein quality control for misfolded or incompletely synthesized proteins.
AAAGUGCACUAUAUGUGGAUUGAGACGGUUCAGUUCCAUCCUCGGGUUCGGAGACAUGGCCGGGUUUCCGGGAGUUUCUUCUCUGUGUGAGAAUCCCAAUGAAGUGUUUCUGGAUGUGUCCAAACUCCUGCUGACGUAUGCGGACAAUAUUCUCAGGAACCCAAAUGAAGAGAAGUACAGGUCUAUUCGUAUAGGAAACCCAACCUUCUCCACGAAACUUCUCCCUAUCAGAGGAGCGGUGGAGUGUCUGUUUGAAAUGGGCUUUGAGGAGGCCGAGACGCACUUGGUGUUCCCGAAGUCAGCAUCUGUAGACCAGCUGAGACGAGUGCGAGAGACACUAGCUGCUGAGAGAGAUCAGAGGCUGGGAGCGGACCAGCGUGCAUCGUGCUCGAGCGCUUCCAGCUCCACGUCGUCUCCCGCUCCGACUCCUACAGCGGCUUCAGAACCUCAGCGCCCCAUACAGCCACCUCCGUCCGGGUUGGGUAGCAAGUCCUUCUUAGAGACAAUGCAGGCAAACUUUCAGCAUGUGAUGGUGUACGAGAAUCCUGAACUUCAGCAGAAAGCAUUGCGGUGUUUACCGCAUAAGCAGCUCUGUUCCAGAGCUAAAGAAAGACUUUGCAAGGCCAGAGAAGCAGACCCAGAGUGCAGUCUUGGGGAGGAGGACAUGCUGGUCCUGGAGCUGUUACAGUGGUUUAAGCAGGAUUUCUUCACCUGGGUGGACAACCUGGCGUGCAGCAGGUGUGGGGGUAAGACACACUCCCUCGGUUCCCUCCCACCCUCCACAGAUGACCUACUGUGGAAUGCCAAUCGUGUCGAAAACCACUACUGCAACGCUUGUGACCUCACCACCAGGUUCCCAAGGUACAAUAACCCUGAAAAACUUCUGGAGACCAGGAGGGGGCGCUGUGGGGAAUGGGCCAACUGCUUCACUCUGUGCUGCAGAGCUUUGGGGCUGGAGGCCAGGUACAUCUGGGACUCAACAGAUCACGUGUGGACCGAGGUGUUCUCUCGGUCUCAGCAUCGCUGGCUACACUGCGAUUCCUGUGAGAACGCGUGCGAUAAACCUCUGCUCUACGAAAUGGGCUGGGGCAAGAAGCUCUCCUACGUCUUUGCUUUCUCAAAAGAUCAGGUGGUUGAUGUGACCUGGCGAUACUCCAGUAAACAUAAGGAAGUUCUUUCCAGACGUACACAGGUUCAGGAAACAUGGCUGCUACAUGCCAUCAAUGGUCUCAAUACUGUGAGGCAGCAGUCCCUGAGUGCCGAGAGGCAGGAGCUCCUGGAGAGGUUGUUAGUAGAGCUUGUGGAGUUCAUUUCUCCUAAGAAUCCAAAAGCUGGAGAGAUGGGAGGUCGGAUAUCAGGCUCUCUUGCCUGGAGGGCUGCUCGUGGAGAAAUCGGAGAUGCUGUUACGGAUGCUUCUGAUGCGAAAGCCGCAGAGUUCGUCUUUAUCCCCACCGAGUCUGAGAAGCGUGCAAAGACGUUCCACCUGCAAUAUAACGUGACCAAAGACUGUUACUGUAGGGUGCACAACGACCAAGAGAAGAUCCAGGGCUGGGAAAAGGGAGUGUGGAAGAACGAGUGUGUGUUCAGGAAAGAGGAACCUGACUGGCAGAUGGUAUACCUGGCUCGGACAGAAGGCUCUUCUGCAGGCCGGCUGUGUUGGAGGAUUGUUUGUGCUCCUGUGGGGAUGACCAUUAAAUCGGUCUCGGUCAGAGCCAUCGGUCAAACCUUCCACUCUGGAGCCGUCCGCUGCAGAAUAAACUCCUCCCAAUCCAGCAUAGAGUUUCCUGCAGACGGUGAAAUGCACACACCGACAGGCCCGAAAGGCUCCACAGAAGUGAUGGUAGAAGCCGAGCUGAGCGGAGGGGACGGAGAUACCGCGUGGCAACACGCCCAGCUGUUCAGACAGAGUUUGAAGGACAUUGAGACGUCCUCGUUUGAGAUUCUUGUUGAAAUGGAGGAGGCUAAAGUGUAGUGUACUUCUACUUUUGGUUUCUGGGGGGAUUGGGAUCUGGGAAAUCCAAGCACAGUCUCACUUUUUAAAUGAUGCGCUACUCGUUAGAAGAGUUUAGAUUAAAUACGAGAUAGAAAAGUGCUCUCUGAUGUGGCAUUCUGUAUAAUUCUAGUUAUCAAUGGGGACGCAUCAGUACUACUUUUGAUAUCCAAUAGCAGAACCCUGUAUCUGGUCUCCUGUGAAUUGUCUUCAGGGCGAUCGGAAGCGUUUUAGGACACGUGUAACUGUAACAAAUGAUGUGAACUGAUCGUUUGCCAAUAAGGUGUAAUGAUCAAUACCUCCACUGUGUCAAACCUCUUAUGGAUUAUUUUCUGUGGGGACGUGCAAGACUCUGACCUUGGCGCGUUUCUGUUUGUGGAAUCGUCCUUUUGUUUUAAUGAUUUUAUUAAACAAAUUGUACAAGU